Molecule: messenger RNA, 1173 nt
Organism: Pleurotus ostreatus (oyster mushroom)
Lineage: Eukaryota; Fungi; Basidiomycota; Agaricomycetes; Agaricales; Pleurotaceae
Exons: 3
Coding region: 1-1173 (390 amino acids)
Source: RefSeq, a predicted model, not a curated record
AUGGCAUCAGCUGCAAGUGUUCGAGAUUCAUCUCGGCUUCCGAAUGAGAUCCUCAUCACCAUCGUGGAUGAGCUAGGCAAAUCGGAUGCGCCGAAGGCGCUACAUUCGCUUCUCCUCGUAUCUCGUCAUCUCCACGCCAUCGCCAUACGUCCGAUCUACGAAGAAAUGCUACUAUCUCUCUUUCAUCCCAAACAAAUCCCCGCGUUCGCAUACCUCUCGCGCAACAUCGCGACGAACCCGGGUGUACAAUUUAUCACCUCCUUUAUAUUUAUAUUCGAGUAUUACUCAGGCUCAGGGCCAUGUUUCACAACUGGUGAGGUUGGGGCACAAGAGAACCUGGAACUCAUCCUCCCCUACCUAGUGAAUGUCAAACGCCUACAUAUCACUUUCUGGCCCUUCGGAGUCUUCAAUCCCAAGGCGCUGUGCUUACUUCCGCCCGGCGUCCAGCUCACCCACCUUUUCGUUGAUCGCAGUAUCCGUUUGACAGACCUCUCACCAUUCCUCGCCUUAUCGCAUCCGUUACUUGAGUCAAUCGUCAUACGCCCGGCAUACCCUUCUGCUGCCACAUGCCAACCCUUUCAACCCACUGAUCCAAAGUUAUCAGUCGGUGCUUUAUGCCCUAACCUUCGGUGUCUCGAGGCGCCCAUUGAAGACUUUCUGUUAUUUGAGGACGCCCCUCCUUCCCUGGUGAACCUUGGUGUCCACGGGCAACAUCCGUUUAGAUUUGUCGACGGCAUGGUUCUGGAUCACAUCGUCCAUACAUUCCCGUUGCUGCGCACGCUAUACUUCGAGGGUACAAACUUUGGCACCGGAGUUGCGCCUCUACUACCUAGAUUACCCAACCUCGAGUACCUUUCUUUGGACCAUUCGUCGAUGUCACGGCGUUCAGAUGCCCACAACCUCUCCAUGUUCUCUGGAGUGGCCAAACUGAAAUACCUCCGCCUCACGUACUCGCCUCGGGGCGAGCCAUGCAUUGCUCCCGGCAUUGUGGAUACACUCUUGAUCCUCGACGUUGUCGAGUUCAAAACCUGCACGCGGGUGUAUAAAGAUUCGCUGGAUACCUCCCAAGUUGAGCUUCACAGCUCAAGAUGGCUGCAAUGGUGGGAGCCAGCCGAACAGGAAAUAGCAAAUACUAGUGAGCAACAUAAUUCCUCGUUGCUUGUGAAACUGUAG